Neltuma alba is the source of this 2390-nucleotide messenger RNA. RefSeq names its product inorganic phosphate transporter 2-1, chloroplastic. Gene Ontology annotation, cellular component: membrane. Gene Ontology annotation, molecular function: phosphate transmembrane transporter activity. The transcript has 3 exons. Bases 52 to 1905 code for a protein of 617 amino acids. The record is from RefSeq and is a predicted model, not a curated record. Gene Ontology annotation, biological process: phosphate ion transmembrane transport. Lineage: Eukaryota; Viridiplantae; Streptophyta; Magnoliopsida; Fabales; Fabaceae.
AGCAGAGCAACAAGCCAAAUCCUCUCUCAACUUCCUUCACCCACAUCAACCAUGCUCUCUCCCACAUUCUUCUACUUUUUCUCCACCACCACCUCCUUCUCUCCUUCAUCACUAACCCCAUUCCUACUUCCAUCUCUCAUCCCUCUCUCUUCCUCCUUUUCAUUAUAUUCCUCUCUAUGCAACAUGAAUCCCACUUGCAGAUUCUCUUUCUCCAAGCACACCUCUCCUCCGCGAUCCUGUCUUCUUCGAAAUUCCAAUCCCCUCCCGCCCCACAACACUUCCGCUUUUCUCUUCAACCCUCUACCGUCACCACCGAAGCCUUCAUUUACCAUUCUCAGGAUUAACAACUCCAAACUCACACACCCAUUUGCUACUUUAUCCUCUUUCGCCGAAGCCGAAGGCGAAGAGAAGCAGAAACAGGAGAUUCAGCUCAAUGGGCGGCAUCAGGUGAACGACGACGACGAUCACUUGCCAGGAAUUGCUCAAGCCUUCCACAUAUCUCCCAGCGCGGCUUAUGGGAUUUCGAUAUGCAUAGCAUUUGCUGCUCUUGCUUCUCCUUUCUUCAUGAAAUCCCUUGGCCAGGGAUUGGCUUUGAAGACUAAAUUGCUAUCUUAUGUUACCCUUCUGUUUGGGUUUUACAUGGCUUGGAAUAUCGGGGCCAAUGACGUGGCGAAUGCCAUGGGAACGUCGGUGGGGUCGGGGGCGUUGACGCUCCGGCAGGCGGUGCUGACGGCGGGAGUGCUGGAGUUUUCAGGGGCGUUGUUGAUGGGGACGCACGUGACCAACACGAUGCAGAAGGGAAUUCUAGUGACUAACGUGUUUGAGGGGAAACAUACUCUCCUUCUAGCUGGACUGCUCUCUUCACUUGCUUCUGCUGGUUCGUGGUUACAGGUUUCAUCAUAUUUUGGUUGGCCAGUGUCUACUACUCAUUGUAUAGUAGGAGCUAUGGUGGGGUUUGGUCUUGUCUAUGGAGGAUCUGGAGCAGUUUUCUGGGGAUCCCUGGCAAAGGUGACUUCUUCAUGGGUUAUCUCUCCGCUAAUGGGAGCAGCUGUGUCAUUUCUUGUCUACAAAUGUAUAAGAAGGUUUGUGUACAGUGCCCCAAAUCCAGGACAAGCAGCAGCUGCUGCAGCACCAAUUGCUGUAUUUCUUGGUGUUACUGGGAUUUCUUUUGCUGCCUUCCCUCUCAGCAAGAGUUUUCCUAUGGCUUUGGUUCAGGCUUUAGCCUGUGGAGCUGCCGGUGCUUUUGUGGUCGAUAGAAUCAUCAGAAAGCAACUUGGUCAUCUACUGGUCAAGACUACUAGCCGACAGCCUGAGCCAAAAGAGGACACCGCUCACAAAAACAUGGGUUUUCUCUCUGAUGUUGCUGGCCCAAAGGGUACUCAGUUAGAAAUAGUUUAUGGGGUCUUUGGGUACAUGCAGGUUCUCUCUGCAUGCUUCAUGUCAUUUGCUCAUGGUGGGAAUGAUGUCUCCAAUGCUAUCGGUCCUUUGGCAGCUGCAUUAGCCAUUCUUCAAGGUAAUAUCACGGGAACUGAGAUUGUUAUUCCGAUUGAUGUUCUAGCAUGGGGAGGAUUUGGAAUUGUUGCAGGGCUUAUGAUGUGGGGUUAUAGAGUUAUAGCUACAAUUGGAAAGAAAAUAACAGAACUCACACCAACUAGAGGAUUUGCCGCUGAGUUUGCUGCUGCCUCUGUGGUUCUGUUUGCUUCAAAGUUAGGGCUGCCUAUCUCAGCUACCCAUACUCUAGUUGGUGCAGUAAUGGGGGUGGGAUUUGCAAGGGGUCUUAACAGUGUUAGAUCAGAAACUGUGAAGGAGAUUGUGGCUUCUUGGGCUGUAACUAUUCCUGUUGGUGCUUUUCUUUGCGUCUUCUAUACCUGGAUCUUGACUAAGGUUUUGUCUUGUAUUUUAUGAGAGUACCUUCCAAGAUAUGAACAACAACGUAUGUGUGUGACCAUGAAGGACAGAUUUCUUGUGGUACAUAUCGGAGAAGAGGAUAGUGGGGUACCAGAUGUGUUCUAAACAAUGAGGCUCCUUAUGAUUCAUUAGUUGGGAGAGGGUACGUCUUUUAAGUUUCAGAUCAUUGCUCAAUACCUAAGCCUGGCGAGCUCGGUUCCUCUUGGGAUUGAAGAAACUAUCUCCUGCAGCGUUUUAUGACUCUGUAUCCGACAAAAGCUCAUCAAGAGUACCAAAUUUCAGGAGUGUAAAUAUUGAGGCCCAUCCACUGGGAAAAACCAUGCUUCGCAUGGAGCAGCCAUGUGUAAUUGAUAGUGUUUCCCCUUUUUUCUUCUAUCUUUAUUCUAAGUCCCUGAAUAAUGUUGAAAAAUUCUUCAUUAGUGUAAAGUAGCCCUGUUAACCAUGAAUUUUUGUUGAAGCCUAGACCGGCGCUUUGUGGAUUA